AGCCAAUGUGGAAAAAGUGAAGAAAAUAAUGGAAAUUCAGACGGAUUGUCGUAAGAUAUGCGUUAUGGGGUUAGUGCCACUCAGCUGUUCAAGAUGGUUCUGUGUUCAAAGUAAAAUCCAAAAGGAAAAGCACCUGCUUUGUUGAUUAAAUUACCCCAAACAGUCUACGUGACGCCCAAGAUUUCUUCCUGAACUGUCUGCCCACGAAUUGCCACAAUGGAUUUUGGGACACUCCUUCAUGUGGCGAAGAAAAAGAGCCAAGAAUCAGCUGACAAGACACGAUGCUACAGUACUAAAUUUGCACCCCCGAAGAAGGAGAGCCGGGAUAAGAAGCUCUCGGCGAAUAUCCAGAAAUUCCUGGCGAAGAAGGAGCAGGAGGAGCGUGCGAAGGAGGAGGAAAAAGUGCGGAAGCGCAAUGAAUUGCUAGCAAUGCGUGACACCAAGUCCAAGAAUAAGAUAAAUAAAAUGCUCAAAGUGAUAAAGUCAGCGAAUAAGGCUGCAAUUGCCGAUGCAGUGGACACGGAGAAUACGGCUGUGACGCUGCACGGGCCUGAUCAGCCGGAUGAGGAUGACUAUGGGUAUGUGUCGCAGGAAGCGAGUGCCUUCUACUCCAAAAUGAUGGAGAAGUACAAGAGUCAACCGGAGGAGGAUAAAUUCGCUCCUGUUAGGCGGAAAAACAUCCCCGCCACGGCUCAGCCAGUUGAAGUGAGGAAGUCCUCAAAGGACACAAAGGAUCAUCCCCCUGUGAAGCGCAAUGACAUGCCCCCUCCGCCACAAGCAAAGGAGGAUAAACCCAAACCCAAGAAAGCUCCUCCGCCUCCGGUUGACUUUCAAUCUCUGCUCAAAUUGGCCGAGAAGAAGCAACAUGAACCCAUUGAGAUUGUUCAGGAGGUGAAGAAGAAGAAGGAACCCGAACGCCCACUAACGCAGAAGGAGAAGGAAGAACGUGAACAACGCUUAGCCAUCCUCAAAGCAAAGAAGCAACGCAUGGCUGAAGCAAUGGGGAAGAUAAAGCCUCCAAAUGGGAAUAUUCUCAAGAAAGCCCUCACUGGAGCUGCCCCUCCUGCACCUUCCACAAGCACCGCGAAAGACAAACCACCCCAACCGGGUACCUCGAAGAAGACAGAUCUGACCAGCAACACAAAAGAUGUGAAAGAUUCCCGGAAUUUGGUGGAAAAGAAACUUCCCGGAAAGGUGGAGAAAAUCAAUGGGAAAGCCCCGGAAAAGCCACAAAGGAGAGAGGGGGAAAGCAUCAAACCCCGACCGAGGGCAGAGACGGUAAAACCACGUGAAUCCCUGCUGAAAGAACCCCAGAAAACGAGAGAAUUCCCCCCGAAGGACGUUCAACGCCCAAAAGACCCUCAAAGGCCGAAAGAAGUGCAGAAAACACGAGAAUUCCCCCCGAGGGAUGUUCAGCGGGCCAGGGAAUUCCCCCCGAGGGAUGUUCAGCGUCCAAAAGCACGUCCGGAAGUCCGGAGACCACCACCAAAACGCAUGCGGAUUGAGGAUGACGACAGUGAGUACGAUUCCGAGAUGGAUGACUUUAUUGACGACGGAGACGCCGACGAUGACUACUCGAAGCACAUCCGGGAUAUUUUUGGCUACGACCGCAGUCGGUAUCGCGACGAAGAUGACGACGACAGGGACAUGGAAUCAUCGUUUGCACAGCAAAUGCGCGAGGAGCUUAUCAGUAAGAAGAUUGGAUUGAUGGAGGACCUCGAGGAUAUGCGGCAGGAAGAGCUGGAGAAGGAGGAAAAGCGACGGCGGAAGGAGAAGGAAAAGAAGCGAAGGACAUAGCUUAUAUUUUGUUAUUUUUUUAUCUAAUCAAUUAAUUUUUUUUUUGAGUCAUUUUGAGUAAAUUAAAGUGAAAAAAGUUUGUAAAGAUUGGAAUCAUUUUUGUAAGAUUUAUUUAUCCGGAAUUAUCCGCAAAAUAUGGACCAUGCAAUGAGUUACUUUCCCCCUGUUAAAAUUCCAUCAAAUUGGAGGAAUAAAAAAUUAUUUAAACAAUAAAAA
Messenger RNA from Lutzomyia longipalpis, 2013 nucleotides. RefSeq names its product protein SPT2 homolog. Gene Ontology annotation, molecular function: DNA binding; histone binding. NCBI's taxonomy places the organism in Eukaryota, Metazoa, Arthropoda, Insecta, Diptera, Psychodidae. The transcript is spliced from 2 exons. Gene Ontology annotation, biological process: nucleosome assembly; regulation of DNA-templated transcription. Gene Ontology annotation, cellular component: nucleolus. The record is from RefSeq and is a predicted model, not a curated record. The coding region runs from base 217 to 1797 and encodes 526 amino acids.